AUGCGUAAUUUUGCACUGGAUAAUGAAAGCACUCUAUCAAGCCAGCAUAUGAAGCUGCAAAAGUUCAAGCGUAGUUAUAAAGCUUGUUUAAAUUGCAGACUUCGCAAAAUUAAGUGCGAUUUAGGGUCAGUGGAUAAUCCAAGGGAGGGAAAGUGUGCCAGAUGCUUGAGAGAGAGGAAAGAUUGUAUAUUCGUCGACUCGAAGAGAGGAGGAUCUGGCAACGUUGCAGGUGGAAAAAGAAAGAAAAUGAAAGUUCAUGAAUCUUUGAAUGACCUGGAUCAAAUCAUUGAAUCGGAUACUAUGUCGUCGUAUUCGGCAAGUCCAAAACCGUCUAAUUCUAUUCAUGGAAAUCCAGAUGAACAAGACGAACUGAAAAAGCGUCUUUCUGUUCCGCAUAUCUUAAAUGAAGGGGCAUUAAGGUCGAGCAAGCUUGAGACGCAUCAUCAUUCAACCCAUCACACGAGGCAAUCUGAAGGUCACUUUUCAACAUCAGCCAGUGCCUUGGUAUAUUUAGCAAAAGCCGCAGGGUCGAUUGCUAAGGCUGAUGAGAGAGAUAAUAUUGACGCAAGAAGGAAGCAUGAGCAUUUCUUGAAAGAUAGUCGUAACAAUUCAUCCGAUAAAUUAAAUAAUAGCUCUAGUGGAAUUGAGCGUGAUUCUAUGAGCAGUGAUGACACCAGCUUUCAAAAAUUUGACUCUUAUCGGUCAUUCCCAUCUGGAAAGUCAAGCACAGAUGAAUUUUUUGUUGUACCACCAGCAGAAACUACAUAUGAUGUGCAUCCUAAGGGAUCUACAACUAUUUCUUCUUUCGACUUCAUUAACGGACCAAAUGCAAUACUAUCUGUAAAUGAAGCUGAAAAGUUAGUCAACUUGUUUUUCUCAACAAUGCAUCCAUAUUUUCCAUAUUUGCCAAACUUUUUGCAUUCACCAGAUGCUUUGGCAGAGUUCCCUAUUUUACUAUGUACAAUAUUAACGAUUUCCUCUCGAUAUCACACAUUGACAGAUGAUAGAGGAAAUGAUAGGAAUAUUGAGGUUCAUGAAAGAUUGUGGGUUUAUGUCCAGAGACUCAUCUCGCAAACAGUAUGGGCUGAGGCGAGCACAAGAUCAAUUGGUACAAUUUUUGCAUUUUUACUUUUUACCGAAUGGAAUCCGAGAGCCAUACAUUGGAGAUGGUCAGAUUACGCUAACAAAGCUGAUGAAAGUUCGCAUGCUCCAAAUUCUGAAGAUCAAAAUUUAGCUGGAUUGGGUGCCAUGACACGAAGCUACAGAAUGACGUGGAUGCUAGUUGGAAACGCCGUCAGAUUAGCCCAAGAAAUGGGAUUUAUGGAAGUAAGCUCUAAAACAUUCCUAGCAACACAUAUCGCAGAAGUGAAUUCAGUGAUGAAUAUCAGGGGAAGAUCGAUGUUAGCUCAAUCUCUUUCUGAAGUUGACCUUGAUAAUGAGAACAGUAUUGAAUCAGACGCGGGAAAUGGCAGACACAACGAAAGUAACCUUGAUGACGAUGAUAAUGAUAAUGGUAAUGGUAAUGAUGAUGAUGAUGAUGAUGAUGAUGAUGAUGAUUACGAUUUCGUUAAGCUUGGGGAAGAUGAUUUAAAAAGAUUGGCUGAAGAACAUGUUUUGAAAUUUACAAUCAAUCAAAAAGCACUGUUAGAGUUGCUUCAAAUCAUCUCAUUGGGCCACGAAUCUUUCUAUGGUUAUAAGGCACAGCUAAACAGUUUGACCCAAAGUCAAAAAUUAUCUGUUUUGAGUAUCUUAUCUUCAUUGAUUGGAAGCUGGAGAAGAAAAUAUCAAAAUUUAUUGAUACCAUCGAACCCAAAACAUAUUAAGAAUAAUAUGAGUAUACAGCAGCAUAUCUUGGAUCCUCAUUCAAAAAUUUCGAAAGAAAUAGCUCAAACCAUUGAGAGGGAAGAAAUGAUUUUUAAUUUUCAUUACGUUCAGCUUUACGUUUAUUCUUUGGCAUUGAGUCCAGCUCAGAGACCUUCCCACGGGAAAAGUUCUGAGAAAGUAUCUUUGAAGUUAGAUGAAAUAUCCAAAUCGGCUAAAUAUAUUGAGCAAGCAUUUGUGUCCGCCAACGAGCUACUAUCAUCUGCGCAUCGUGUUCAUAGAAUUAGAAUGUUAAGAUUUAUGCCUGUGCGAUGGCUAACAACUAUAGUCAGAGCAAUUGCCUUCAUUGUCAAAUGUUAUAUGACCAUAACUGCGCAUAAAAAAUCGUCAUCCUAUCCUUCUACACUUGGGCCCAACGUUGACAAUCUUGAUGCCACCAUUCUUUCAUUGUCAAUGAUAUCAAUAGAUGAUAUAACUCAAAGUAUUAGAAGAGCUGCGAUAACAUUAAGAGAUUGCUCUCCUGACGAAUUGCAUUUGUGCACCAGAUAUUCUAAUAUCUUGAUGUAUCUUUGUUCUCAAAUGAAGUCAACAAGUAAGGGAAACGAGAAUGCCGAUCAAGACUACCCAGAACCUACAAAUACUGAAAAAGCUCAUGCUGAGGAGAAUGGGCCCAAUAAUUCGGUCGAAACCAGCUCGAACUUCACUCAAAAUCCUACCAACACAUAUAACGUGCAAGAAAAUGGCCCCGGUUUCUUUUACUUCAAUAAUAAUGAAAAUGACGGGACUCCAAUUCAAGAUAUAGGCACCGAAAGUGAAGUUAUGGACUGGUUUUUGAACAAUAAAGAUAUUGGCUUAGAUUUCGUAGGUCCUUGGACGGAAAUGAUAGAACAACAGUUAAACUCUAAUGAGCAAGGUUAA
Priceomyces carsonii is the source of this 2739-nucleotide messenger RNA. It is a transcript of the gene ARO80, whose product is annotated as Aro80p. Gene Ontology annotation, molecular function: DNA-binding transcription factor activity, RNA polymerase II-specific; zinc ion binding. NCBI's taxonomy places the organism in Eukaryota, Fungi, Ascomycota, Pichiomycetes, Serinales, Debaryomycetaceae. The record is from RefSeq and is a predicted model, not a curated record. Gene Ontology annotation, cellular component: nucleus. The transcript has a single exon. Gene Ontology annotation, biological process: positive regulation of transcription by RNA polymerase II; aromatic amino acid catabolic process. The coding region runs from base 1 to 2739 and encodes 912 amino acids.